AUGACUACUGCUCUAACACUCAUCACAUCUCCUCUUUACACAAUUGCGACCUCUAUGCAGCUUUCAGUUAUUCCACAUUUGACUAUAUAUGGUGAUGUGAAGCCAGAGGAUGUAAAGAAAAAGGGAGUGAUUACUAAGAGUUUCGAUUCACUCUUUGGAAAAGACAUUGAGAAGGAAAAGACUAAAUAGCUCCCAGGCAAAACUGAUAAUCCUCUCAGCACUGAAUUAAAAUUUGAAAUUACAUAGCCAAAAGAGCCGAGAGCAGAUCUUAUGAAGGCCUCCGGUCAAGUUGGUUUAAAUAAACCAUACAGAGCACCUGUUUACAGAACUUACUGGGAAUGCAUAUAAGGUUUAUCGAAGUAGGGUAUACUCGGCUUUUACAAAGGAAAUGGCCUUAGAAUGACUCACAUCUUUCUCUAUGCAGCAAUGAGAAAUCAUAUUUCCUAUAGUUUGGACUUUGGAGAUGAUAUAUUUAGAAAGAAUUCAUUUUGGAGAGAUUUCUUAGCGGCAACAACAGCAAGUCUUCUCUUACAUCCUCUGCAUUUGAUUGAGGCUAGAUUCAUUUUGCAAAAUAGAUUGCCUAACUUUUAAUCUUACCGAAGCACUUACAUGUUCAUUAUCAGGAAUUACACUGAAAUAUUGAAGGGAAUUACUGCCCAUAUACCGAGAAAUUUCUUGCUUGCAAUGACUGGUUUCAAUUAUUUCUCAUCUGUGAAUAUAUUCGCAUAUCUUGGCCAAACCUUAGCUUUCCACACACUAGCCUAUCCAAUAUUGACUGCACAGAGGCGUAUGGAAUGCCAAACUACUAAAAUGCCAGGCAUGCUCCCAUUAAGAUAUAUUGGCAAUAUUCAUGCUUUGGGAUUGAUGUGGAGAGAAGAGGGAGUUAAAGGAUUAUUUAGAGGAUACUUCGCCUAUCUAUUAGCAACUUCAAUCGUGAUUACAGUAGUCCCAAUAGCAUCUGAGUUAAUGAUGUUAAAGUCCCCCUUGUAUGGAAACUAUGAAGAUAACUAUGAUUUAUAUUAAGAUGUAAUGAGUAAAAGAGAAAAGAGGAUUAAAGAAAGAGAGCAAUACAGUAAAUAAAAGGAAGCCAAAGAAAAUUCAGAAAAAUGA
This is a messenger RNA of Stylonychia lemnae, 1110 nucleotides long. The record is from the annotation of a GenBank genome assembly. Lineage: Eukaryota; Ciliophora; Spirotrichea; Sporadotrichida; Oxytrichidae.